Boleophthalmus pectinirostris (great blue-spotted mudskipper) is the source of this 1971-nucleotide messenger RNA. Its product is annotated as UDP-glucuronosyltransferase 2C1-like. The transcript is spliced from 10 exons. The record is from RefSeq and is a predicted model, not a curated record. Gene Ontology annotation, molecular function: UDP-glycosyltransferase activity. NCBI's taxonomy places the organism in Eukaryota, Metazoa, Chordata, Actinopteri, Gobiiformes, Gobiidae. The coding region runs from base 283 to 1887 and encodes 534 amino acids.
UGUUUCUCUACAGUUCAGUUGGUUCCAGCGGUCAGUAUCAGCAGUAGGAAAAGUUGUCAAUAACGACAUUGGAAGGUUGAGUCGCUGUUACGCAAAGUCCAAGUUAUUUGUGCCGUCGUUACGCACACACUGGCGGGUUGGAGGAGCCCAUCUCUUCUCCGGGGAAACUGAAAGGACCGAGGAGGAGGAACUAACGGAGAAGACCAAAGCAACUUCUAAAUCAUUUAACCAGCGUUUUGAAAACUUGGGAGAAUUUGAAGUGGAUUUUCAGAAAGUGUUACCAUGAGGUCCCUGCUCCUGUCUCCAGUCUUGGUCCUGGUUUUGGUCGUGUUCCAGGUUGAUCCGGUCUGCGGGGGUAAAAUCCUGGUGUUCCCAGGUGAGUUUAGUCACUGGCUGAACAUGAAGAGUUUGAUCCUGGAGCUGCACCGACGAAACCACUCCAUCAGCAUCAUCGUGCCAUCAGGAACUCCAUCGGUCAAGUACAACGACACAGAGCUGCAAAAGACCUUCAACUUUAUUGUGUUUGAGGUUCCUUUCACUGCCCAAGAGUACAUGAUCUUUCUGGAGGAGUUCAUGCACUUCUCCAUGUACGAGUCCCACAAAGCGUCCAUUAUGACCAAAGUUCGUCUGACGUACUCUUGGCUGAGUCAUUCCGUGACCAUACAGAAACAGACGUGCUAUGGAAUCGUCCACAACGCCGCGCUGAUGUCUCAAUUACGCAACGCCAAAUUCGACCUGGUGCUGUGGGACCCCAUGAGCGCCUGUGGUGACCUGGUGGCAAAGCUACUCGAUCUUCCCAUAGUGGCUUCUCUAAGAUUUUCAUUCGGUGCUGUGGUAGAACGUCACUGUGGCCACGCCCACUUACCUCCGAGCUACGUGCCCUCCUCCCCUCUGCCGUACAGUGACAUCAUGACCUUUAGUGAAAGAGUGACCAGUUUUCUGACCAACCUGCUGAGCUCCGCAGUGUCUGAAUUGUUCUGGAUGGUCACAAUGAAUGGAUUCUACUCAGAAGUUCUAGGGCAGUCGACCACCGCGUGUGAAAUGAUCGGUCGAACGGACAUGUGGCUGAUCAGAACUUACUGGGACAUCGAGAGUCCAAGGCCCCUCCCCCCAAACUUUCGCUAUGUGGGCGGGCUCCACUGUAAACCGGCCAAUCCGCUGCCAGCAGAUCUUGAAGAGUUUGUGAGCUCGGCUGAAUCUGGGCUGGUGAUCGUCACGUUUGGCUCCAUGAUAACAAACCUGACGAUGGAGCGUGCUGAGGUCAUCGCCACUGCACUGGCCCAGAUCCCACAGAAGGUGAUCUGGAGGUACAGUGGACCCACUCCUCGCUCUCUGGGACCAAACACCAAAUUGCUGGACUGGAUUCCUCAAAAUGACCUCCUCGGCCACCCUCAGACACGCGCCUUUGUGGCCCAUGGCGGCACUAACGGUCUGUAUGAGGCGCUAUUCCACGGUGUGCCUAUAGUGGGCAUACCGCUCUUUGGUGACCAGUCGGAUAACAUCGCCCGUCUGAAGCGCCAAGGGGGCGCCAUCAUGCUCAACUUCAACACCAUGACAUCACAGGAAAUAACGUCAGCCAUCAAUGAGGUCAUCAACAAUCCCAGCUACAGGCAGAGCACCCUAAAAGCGUCAAAGAUACACAGGGACCGUCCCCUCUCCGCCCUGCAGGAGGCAGCGUUCUGGGUGGAGUUUGUCAUGAGGAACGGAGCGUCUCACCUGCGGCUGGCCUCCUACGAGCUCAACUGGUUCCAGUACUACAGUCUGGACGUCGCCGCCUUCCUGCUGAUCGUCAUGGUCAUUGCUAUCGCUGUCAUGGCAACUAUCAUCAAAAAGGGACUGAGACUGGGGCGAAGACUGGUCCAGAGAUCCAGACCGCAUCAGGACUGAAGCCAAGAAUAGACAAGGACUGAAUCAGAACUGAGCCAGAAAUGAGCCAGAAAUGAGCCAAAACCGAGCCAGGACUGAACCAGG